Molecule: messenger RNA, 2780 nt
Organism: Lepidothrix coronata (blue-crowned manakin)
Lineage: Eukaryota; Metazoa; Chordata; Aves; Passeriformes; Pipridae
Gene: ZDHHC2
Product: zinc finger DHHC-type containing 2
Exons: 13
Coding region: 1-1143 (380 amino acids)
Biological process (GO): protein targeting to membrane; peptidyl-L-cysteine S-palmitoylation
Cellular component (GO): endoplasmic reticulum; Golgi apparatus
Molecular function (GO): protein-cysteine S-palmitoyltransferase activity
Source: RefSeq, a predicted model, not a curated record
AUGCGGUGCGGGAAGAUGGCGGCCCCGCCGCCGCCGCCGGCAGCUGGGGCGCCGGGCGCUUGGGGCGGCGUGCGGCGGCGCUGCCAGCGGCUGCUCUACUGGGUGCCGGUGCUCUUCAUCUCCAGCAUCCUCUGCUGGUCCUACUACGCCUAUGUCACCCAGCUCUGCCUGCUGACAAUGACAAAUAUUGGAGAAAAAGUUGUGUGCCUGGUUGCUUACCACGUAUUUUUCAUGCUGUUCGUCUGGUCAUAUUGGAAAACAAUCUUUACGCUACCAAUGAAUCCUUCAAAAGAAUUUCAUCUAUCAUAUUCAGACAAGGAAUCCCUAGAGAGAGAGCCUAGAGGUGAAUCCCAGCAAGAAGUCUUAAGACGGGCAGCCAAGGAUCUUCCUAUCUAUACACGGACAAUGUCUGGAGCAAUCAGAUACUGUGACAGAUGCCAUCUUGUAAAACCAGAUCGUUGUCAUCACUGUUCUGUGUGCGACAAAUGCAUUUUGAAAAUGGAUCAUCACUGCCCUUGGGUGAACAACUGUGUAGGAUUCUCCAAUUACAAAUUUUUCCUUCUCUUCUUGGCUUACUCGCUAGUGUAUUGCCUUUUCAUUGCUGCAACAGAUUUACAGUACUUUAUCAAGUUUUGGACAAAUGGCCUUCCUGAUACUCAAGCCAAGUUCCACAUCAUGUUUUUAUUCUUUGCUGCAGCUAUGUUUUCUGUCAGUUUGUCUUCUCUCUUUGGGUAUCACUGUUGGCUUGUCAGCAAGAAUAAAUCCACAUUAGAGGUAUUCAGAGCUCCCAUAUUUCGUCAUAGAACAGACAAGAAUGGCUUUAGCUUGGGCUUCAGCAAAAACCUAAGGCAGGUGUUUGGUGAUGAGAAGAAAUACUGGUUGCUGCCUGUGUUUUCAAGUUUAGGGGAUGGUUGCUCCUUCCCAACUUGCCUUGUUAAUCAGGAUCCUGAGCAAGCUUCCACACCUGGUGGUCUUAAUUCAACAUCCAAAAAUGAGAACCAUCUGUUUCCUGCAAAGCCACUGCGUGAUUCCCAGAGCCACCUACUUACGGAUACACCUUCUUGGUCAGAAACUAGUGUAAAGGCUGAAAAGGGCAAAGUUGGUAUGAACAAUCCUGCAUUAACCAUGGAAAAUGAAACCUAAUUUCUCUUAAAAGAAGCGUCUGAAUAUAUAAGGAAAAGUGAUGAAGACCCAGUUCCAGAUAUAGGUACAUCUGCAAACUUGAUGAUGAUGUGAAGUGUUAGAAGUGUUGAAAAUGUGGGUGUCAGAUGAGCAAAGUUAAAGAGAUGAGCGAAGGAAAUUUAAGACGGUGUCUGCAAUUUUGACUGCUUUGUUUAUGUUAUUUGAAUAGAAUAUAAAAACCUAAUUUCUAAACCUUUGUUCAAAAUGGAAAAUGCUGUAUUUCUGCCUUGUUUAAUCCAUCUUUUUUUUUAACAAAAGAGCAGCUACUCGGAAAGAAUAAAUUACUCAACUUAAUCAUCAACCAGUUAGUUUGAUGUCUUACGUGUCAUCACUGAUCAAGAGUAAAACAUUGGAGACAGACUUUAAAGAAACAGAUUUUUGGAUUAUGUUACAGAAAUACCAUUAAUUGCAACUAGUUUUAUUGGGUACUACUUUAUUGGGUACUACUUUAGAACUACUUUCUAAAGUCCUAACACUUUAUUUACUUAAGUUACAGCUUUUAAACUUUAAUCUUUCUUUGAAGAGUUGUACAUUUUAUUGGAACUUAGUAAUUCAGAUUAUUCUGAACAUCAGACAUGGUCUGUGACUGUUCUAGAGAUGUUAAUAGUGGGGUUUUUUUCCCUGCUGUUCAGCUUGAUAAACAACUCAUCUCUUUUUUAAUUGUUUUUUUUCUUUUAGUCCAGUCUGAGAAAGUAACCAUUAGAUAUAUGUUUGCAGUCUGAUUAACUCACUCCUGGGGUUUGUGGGCUUUGUUUGUUUGUUUGGAGCUUUUUUGUUUUUUCUUUUUGUGAGCAUCCAUUAUGAAAUGAGGCUUUUAAAAGAGGUACCACUUUUGGAGGAGGUUAUGUUCCAAAGAGUAAGUGUAAAACCACAUAAAGGGGCUCCUGCACAUUUCAGAAGGGUAAUAUCUUAAGGACUGCUAAUUCUUUGGCAUGGUUUGGUUCUAUUUGGCACUUAAAAGACUUUAAUGGAAAAGUAAUAAAAAAGCCAAUUUGUAUAUAUAUAUAUAUAUAUGAAAUACAGUUGCUGGAAUAAGAGCCCUUAUAUAACAAUUUUUUUUAACUACUUUGCAUUUAACUUCAUUGCUUUAUUGUCAGUAUUUGAGUUAUAUUUGUUCCUAGGGAGUGAAUAGAAUAGAGCUGCUGAAGUCACCACAACAAAACCAAGUAAUUUCAUCUUUAACAUGAAAAAUACAGCCCACAGCCCCUGCCAGUGUGUUAGAGUUAGAAUUUCUGUCCCAACUAAGGAUACGUUCAAUAACCUGUAUCCUGUAAUCCUUCAUAAUUCGUUAGAGGACUAAUUACUGAGAAUGCCAGAUAUGGUUUACAGUAAUGUAAUAGAGAGUUGUUCUUUAAUGAUGCUGUUACCUGGAAAUACUGUAAAAAUAGCUCACUUCAUUUUAUAAACUGGUGGCCUGCUUGCUGUGUAGUCAGUACUUAAUCACUGUCAUCCUGAAGUAGAUUAAUAACAUGAGUAACACAACUGUGAACAGUCUUACAGUGUUCCUCUUCAUAAUUUUCAUGCUUCUGUUGGUCACUUCCCCUUCAAGUUGAUGAUACCUGUAGCAAUAACUUAAUUUUUAAGUGUUCUUUGAUUGU